Siniperca chuatsi (mandarin fish) is the source of this 2176-nucleotide messenger RNA. RefSeq names its product myeloid leukemia factor 1 (gene mlf1). The record is from RefSeq and is a predicted model, not a curated record. Gene Ontology annotation, biological process: regulation of DNA-templated transcription. Lineage: Eukaryota; Metazoa; Chordata; Actinopteri; Centrarchiformes; Sinipercidae. The coding region runs from base 153 to 986 and encodes 277 amino acids. Gene Ontology annotation, cellular component: cytoplasm; nucleus. The transcript has 8 exons.
CGGUGUCGGCGUGAGUUUGGUUCUAAAUCAUAUUGCGUGCAACCUCCUCUAUACUAACAUUACCGAGGCUGAGCGGUGGAGCUGGGACGGAACGGAUUAUUUAUUUAAAAUAUUUGUCUCCGUUUUUGUUUACAGCUUCACAGUCCGUGGAAAUGUUCAACAGUAAUCUCAGGGAGUUUGAUGAUGAUCCGUUAUUGUCGGAUCCAUUCCGGGCUCACAGGGAACAUAUGCGGCAGAUGAUGCGUAGCUUCUCUGAGCCAUACGGCGCACCCUUAAUGCCCAGUAUAAUGGAUGGGAGAAACCAUGGCCGUGACAUGGCAGAACAUCCUAGCACAUCCCCGGCGCUGAGGGGCGAACACAGGGAUAUGAGCCGGUCAUUGUUGCCCUUCGGCAGUAUUGGCAGCACGGACAUGAUGAGGAACCCUUUCGCCAUGUUCGACAACAUGAUGGCCAACAUGAGAAACAGGAUGGAGGAGAUGCACAGAAACUUUGAGAACAUGUCCACAGAUACAAACACCCACUCAUUCAGCUCCUCGUCAGUCAUGACAUAUUCAAAGGUUGGAAAUGAGCCUCCCAAGGUCUUCCAGGCGACCUCAUCGACACGCCGUGCCCCUGGAGGGAUCAAGGAGACCCGGCGAGCAGUUAAAGACUCUGAGAGUGGUCUGGAGAAGAUGGCCAUUGGUCACCACAUCCAGGACAGGGGACAUGUUGUUGAGAAGAAAUACAACAAGAAAACAGGAGAGAAGGAGUUCAACCAGGACUUUCAGAAUCUGGAUGAAUCCGAAGCACAGUCUUUUGACGAUGAGUGGCAACAGAAGGUGUCAAAGUUUCAGCCAUCCAGCCCCAUGUCUUGCCUGAAGGAACCCCGACUCCGUAGUGUUAACCGGGCAGCCCUCACCGGCUCUGAGCAGGCCCACAGUGACCAAUCAAAGGCCAAGGCUAAGGGUAAAAGCAACACGAAAGGCUCAGGCUUGACAAAGCAGUAAAAACAUCUGUUUGUGUGCUUAUUAAAGUCUUUCAAGCAUCGUACAGUACACUCUGGUGCUCUGUACCCACACACACACACACAUACACACUGGUUUAAUCAACAAGAUAGACAGAAUUGGAAGACACUGACCCAGAUUUUGAAAUAUUAAAGAGACUAUACGUUACACAUUACUGCUGCCCAUUUUCUGAAGCAUACUUCACAAUAUGAAAAACAACUUUCCGAGAAUUAAAAACCUGCUGAAGAUGGCCGCCCCAUUACAGUGGACAUUUAUUCUGCUUUUUCACAGGUCUUACUGUUAAUAUUUUGAAUCUUAACACAAUUCACAUAUAAACAUGAAGAUAGCAAGACAUAAGGUGGUUGGCGAGGCAUAUGGGCUAUAACAAAAUCAAAAAUUGUAUCAUUAAGGUCUCUGUAAAUUAAUUUUUAUGCUGUAGUGUCAUUAACUUAAAUGAAGGUAGAAAAAAUAAAUCUAAAAUCCUAUGGUAUGCUUUGGAGAAUGGUCGACAGGAUUGUGCAAUAUAUGUGAUUUGUAGUGUGUUGGCUGUAGAACAUGCAAACCAGCAGUAUUAAUUCUCUUAUGCGCUUAUAGAACAGUACAGUAAAGGUACAAAGUGUCCUUAAUCUUUCACAACAACCAGGAAACUAAAAGGGUCAUUAGUAUUUCAAUGGAUGUAGUAGUGUUAAAACAGAUUAAAAUAAACUCAUGCAUAAGAAACACAUUAACAUGUAAUUAAGGGUCAUAGGCACUACUUAUAUCAUUACACAUUAACAGUCAAAGAGCAAUUCAUUUAUAUCACUUUGCAUCAGACGAAUAGAAUUUGCUCGUUUUCAUAAUGGAACAAGAAAAAACAUAGUGACUUAUUGACUGUUUGAAAUCCACUAAUGCACUUAUCUAAAUUGUCUUUUUGUAAUUAUAUUGUCUAGUACCCGAUGCUCUAGAUAUAUGUAUUUUAUCUGCUGUAAUCUUUGUAAAAAGAAAAAUAAUACUCUUCCCUUUUUAUAUGUUACUUUGGUUUCUCUUGUUUUUCAUCUGAUGAACUCCGUGCUGCACAGCACAAUAUCUUGACAACGUCUGGAUUAUUCUCAAUAAUUUGAGCUUUGUUCUUGUAUAUUUUUUCAAGCUUUAAAAAUAAGUUCUGUUUCAACACAGACUGUCUGAAAAUAAAAAUGUGAAAUUAUGAAGAUUCA